Messenger RNA from Melitaea cinxia (Glanville fritillary), 604 nucleotides. RefSeq names its product CKLF-like MARVEL transmembrane domain-containing protein 4. NCBI's taxonomy places the organism in Eukaryota, Metazoa, Arthropoda, Insecta, Lepidoptera, Nymphalidae. The record is from RefSeq and is a predicted model, not a curated record. Bases 62 to 604 code for a protein of 180 amino acids. The transcript has 3 exons. Gene Ontology annotation, cellular component: membrane.
UUUUUUUCGUUUGUGAGCAAACACAAUUAUUUUUAAAUAAACUUAUAGAUAAAGAAACAAAAUGGCUGAAACUGGUUACGGGCAAAGAGUAACCACGACGGUCACCACGAGCACAACCGUCCAAACAAACAUACGCUUUGAUCCCUCCUAUGUGAAGACCAUACCAGGAAUACUUAAAAUUGUCCAAGCGGUGGCAAGUCUCGUGGGUUUUAUUUGUAUCCAGUUCUCGUAUCAGAACAACGCCGGCAAGGGCGUGUACUUUAGUUGGAUAGCGAUGAUAGCAUUCUGGUUCACGGGUAUCCUUCUCGGGUUCUACUUGUUCCACAUCGUUGAGAAGUUCUACAAGAUCCCGUGGCUGAAGAUUGAGUUUGUCUUCACGGCGCUGUGGACGGUGCUCCUCUUUAUAGCUGCAAUCCUGGCCGUCACUGUGCAUGAUAAUCCGCAUUCAGCGGCUGCGUUCUUCGGAUUCACGGCUACCCUCGCGUACGCCAUAGACGCCUACCUGAAGUGGCGCGCGGUGCAGGCGGGCGGCCUGGCGCAGGGCUCGCGCGUCGUGUCGCAGCAGACCGCCUCCGUGACUAGCCCGCAGCGCGUCGGCUACUAG